This is a messenger RNA of Mytilus trossulus (common blue mussel), 958 nucleotides long. RefSeq lists its product as uncharacterized. The coding region runs from base 104 to 958 and encodes 284 amino acids. The transcript has 4 exons. Lineage: Eukaryota; Metazoa; Mollusca; Bivalvia; Mytilida; Mytilidae. The record is from RefSeq and is a predicted model, not a curated record.
AUCGACCUAGGUAUAUACUUACCAAUAGUUUAACUACGCACCCUUUUAUGUGUUUGGAUCAGCCAGUACUUACAUAUGUUAUUAAUAAAAAGCAAAAAUAAAAAUGGAUAAAGAAGACAAAAGAAGAUACUUUGUUGUUGGAUCUGUCUACUUAGAGGUUGUUACUCCAUUGUUUCAACACAAGUUAGAAGAAAACUUUAAAUGCCUCAACUGUGGAUGUCUAAAGGAUUUCCUUGAUGAUAAGGCCGUGAUCCAUAUUUUAUUUCACCUACGCCACAGACAUACACAGUGUUGUACAGAUAGUGUUGACUGCACCAACCAUAGAUGUCUACCUCUAAGUCAUCACCAAUGGAAAAAACUGUAUGCUGAAAAUCUAGGACCUGGUAUACACAACUGUUUUUGUAAGUACACAGCCAAGUCUGUAAAAGUAAAGCAUCUUGAUGUGAGUUUGUGUGGACUUAUUCUGUUAAACUGCUGCAACUUGGGAAAACUGGAGCAAGAUGCAGUUAAUAUCCUCCUAAGGAAUAAAAAUGACUAUCUGAGUCAUAACACAACAUGUGGUAUAACCAAGGAUGAGUAUGGCCCAUUGAUGGAUGAGCUUAAGACCAAUAUCCUCCAACUUGACCAGACUAAAGAAGAUGAACUGCUAAGGAUACAGAAAAGACCACUGGAUGAUGCUCUGUGUAACAAAUAUGUUACAUACCUUUUAGAUAACCAUGACAUGUUGAAAAGGAUUGAAAGUAAGAUUGAAUUAAAUACUGAAAUGCUAGAAACCGUGGUCAUGCUCAACGAUGAACUUCCUUCUUAUUUAGAGGUUAAUAUGAAUAUAAAAGAAUCUUUUAAAGUAAAUAGUGAAACAUGUAAUACUGUUUCUUCGUUUCCUCGCAACAUUAAACCAUAUUCAUAUCAUAAAGCUUCUGGAGAUAUAAUUUAUAAACUGGAUGAUGAUACUCAGUAG